GCACCAGGAUCACGGUCAGAAACCCCGAAGCCUGGGCUUCAGGAGGGCGAUAGAUUCCCUGGAAGAGGGGGGAGGGGAAGGAGGGGGGUGUCAAAUAAAAGCGUUCAGCUCAAGGACAGAUUCAGGACUCCUUGCAAAGCAGCCUCGGAGAUAUUUCAAAGGUACCUUACUGAAAGCAGACAUGGAAAAUUCAUCAGUAGCCUCUGCUUCCUCAGAAGCUGGAAGCAACCGUUCUCAAGAGAUAGAAGAACUGGAAAGAUUCAUUGAUAGUUAUGUCCUAGAAUACCAGGUUCAGGGGUUGCUUACAGACAAACCAGAAAAUGACGUGGAGACUGAAAAGACACUACCAAACCUGCAGUGGAAUGAAGAUUUCACAGACACGCUAGAUGUAAACUGGUCAUCCCCAAAAGAAAAGAACUCCUGCAAACAAAUUAAUCAGAUCUGUAACCAGGAGACAUCUUACGAUAUUCUGGGGACAGAUAUCUGGGCAGUUAACUCCUUUGAAAAUAUCAGUGGAGCAACAUGGGAUCUGCAACCCGAGAAAUUAGAUUUCACCACCUCGUUUCAUCGAAAGCAUUUACAAAACGCUUCAAAGUACCUCCCUCACAUUGAGCGAGAAGGAAUGGUGAAAGGGAAGUUUGAAGAGGACAGGAACAUUACUUUGAAUGAUCUGGACAAAGUGCUGCCUGUGAGGACGAUGCUGCCUGACCUGGUCUAUCAGCCAUUAUCUAAUGAAGCUGAAGUUGCACAGACCAAAAAAUUAUUCCGGAGGCGAAGAAAUGACCGUAGGAGACAACAGAGGACUCCAGGAGGAAACAAAGCUCCGCAGCAGCAGCAACAUGGGGAGCACCAGCCCAGCAACCCAAAGCACAACCGGGAUCACUCACGACAAUACCAGCCUCCGGCGCAACAUGCAGCAGGAAAGCAGGGUCCGCAGAACCAUGGCUACAGCCAGCAGCGCCGAUGGCAGCAUAACCAGAAAUAUUCUUCCAACGACAAAGAGUCGAACAGGAAUGCUAAAGACAGCAAUAACGUCCAAGGCGAUGAUCCCUCAAAAAGUUCUGGCCAAACAACAGAGGAGCUCCAGAGGCCUGCUGAUCCAUCCGGCAGUCCAACGCCACAGAACCUCCAGAACUCUGAGACAAAACGGAAGGACAGCAUUUCAGAACGGCAGGUGGAUCAACCUAAAGUUAAUUUAUUGGAAUCUUCCAAAGAUAGGCUGAAAAGACGGCUCAAGGAGAAGGACAACCCCCUCAUCCCAGGACUCAGUCUAGUGAACAAUUGCACUCCUUCUAAGGAUGACAUUUCCUUGAGCGUGACUAAUCCUCAGAAAACCAAAAUGGACAAAUUGAUAGAAAUCCUGAACAGCAUGAGGAACAACUGUAGCAAUGUGGACUCCAACCUCUCAAUAUUCAUGCAAGAGGCACAAAACUCAACCAACUCUGAGGAGAUGCUGAACGAGAUAGUUAAAACCAUUUACCACAAGGCCGUAACGGACAGGAGUUUUGCCUCAACAGCAGCCAGAUUGUGUGAUAAAAUGUCUCUCUUCAUGGUGGAAGGAACUAAAUUCCGAAGCUUGCUUCUCAAUAUGUUGCAGAAAGAUUUUACGGUGAGAAACGAGCUACAGCAAACUGAUGUAGAGCACUGGCUUGGAUUCAUCACCUUUCUCUGCGAAGUAUUUGGCAUUAUGCGAAGCAACACAGGAGAGCCCUUCCGUGUGCUUGUUUGUCCUAUCUACACAUGUCUCCGGGAGCUGUUGCAAUCGCAUGACGUCAAGGAAGAUGCUGUUCUAUGCUGCUCAAUGGAGCUGCAGAGCACGGGCAAGCUACUGGAGGAGCAGCUGCCAGAGAUGAUGACAGAGUUGCUGGCAGCAGCACGCGACAAGAUGCUGGGCCCCUCAGAAUCAGCACUGACAAGGUCCCUCCUCCUCGAAGUAAUUGAGCUGCACGCCAACAACUGGAACCCACUAACUCCCACCAUCACGCAGUACUACAACAAAACCAUCCAGAAACUCACUGCUUAAAAAGCCUGGAAAAAAAAAGCAGGGGGGAAAAUAAAAGAGAAACCAGGAAGGUGGAAGAACAAAAUAUAGGAAGGUGCUGUCUUUUUUUAAAUAA
Molecule: messenger RNA, 2117 nt
Organism: Amblyraja radiata (thorny skate)
Lineage: Eukaryota; Metazoa; Chordata; Chondrichthyes; Rajiformes; Rajidae
Gene: ctif
Product: CBP80/20-dependent translation initiation factor
Exons: 14
Coding region: 182-2023 (613 amino acids)
Biological process (GO): regulation of translational initiation
Cellular component (GO): cytosol
Molecular function (GO): protein binding; translation activator activity; RNA binding
Source: RefSeq, a predicted model, not a curated record